ACCAGUGAGGUGGAGAUGUACGCCUUCCAGUAUGAGAACAAGCCCAGCGCCAGCGACAGCACAGUGGUGCUGUACCUGGAGAAGGUCUCAAACAAGGAAGACACGGUGCUGGGCUUCCGCGUCCACAGGAUGCUGCAGGCAGAGUUCCUGCAGGCCGCCCAGGUCACCAUCUACGACUACUAUGAGCCUUCCCGGAGGUGCAGCACCUUUUACAACCUGCCCCAAGAGCCAUCUUCUCUGCGCAAAAUCUGCCACAAAGACGUCUGCCGCUGUGCGGAAGAACGGUGCCCAGAGCCAAAGGAUAGCAGCCAAAUGAGGAAGGAGGAGCUCCAGGUGGCAGCGUGUGAGGUCGGCGUGGACUUUGUGUACAAGGUCAGGCUGGAGAGUAUGGAGACCUCAGCCUCCAGCCCUUACAUCUACUACAACAUGCAGCUCCAGGCCAUCAUCAAGACAGGCUCAGACUCUGUCAAACCCCUCACCACGAAGAAAUUUGUCUCCCACGCCACCUGCCAGGAUGUUCUGAAGCUGCAGGAGAAUCAGACAUACCUCAUCAUGGGCCACGCCGCCGACCUGUGGCGGAUCCAAUCUGACUACACCUAUGUCCUAACCAAGAACACCUUCCUCAUGCCCUGGGCAGCCGACGGGGACGUGGGCAAGAAGGACUCCGUGAAAGAGCUGGAGGGGUUUUCGGAACACAUGCACGCCCACGGCUGUGAGACCUGAGCCCUCCUCAAGGCUUGGAUGAGCGACCCGCCCCCCCCACGCCCCCCAGGAGAUGAGCUCCAGGCCUCCGGGUUUUCUGGGGAUGGCUCCAGUUCAAGCACACGGAUCUCCAGAUCUUUUUUCCAUCUCCAACCUGCUGCCCAUCCUGCCCUGCUCACAUUCACCCCCUGCAAGCCCCAUUGUCACCAUAGGGUCUUGGUGGCUCCUUCUAAACCCACGGUUGUUUUCUGCUCACAAGGUGACAUUUGUGCUCUUGGUCCCCUCCACCUGACACCUUCCAGCUACCUGCAGGGCUUGGCCCUAUCUUAAUUGCACUGUUGAACUGUCCCCUCCUGGGGUCCAUCCAGAGUGUGAG
Sorex araneus (European shrew) is the source of this 1078-nucleotide messenger RNA. Its product is annotated as complement C3-like. The record is from RefSeq and is a predicted model, not a curated record. The transcript is spliced from 7 exons. NCBI's taxonomy places the organism in Eukaryota, Metazoa, Chordata, Mammalia, Eulipotyphla, Soricidae. Gene Ontology annotation, cellular component: extracellular region. Gene Ontology annotation, molecular function: protein binding. The coding region runs from base 16 to 723 and encodes 235 amino acids.